Endocarpon pusillum Z07020 is the source of this 426-nucleotide messenger RNA. RefSeq lists its product as uncharacterized. NCBI's taxonomy places the organism in Eukaryota, Fungi, Ascomycota, Eurotiomycetes, Verrucariales, Verrucariaceae. Gene Ontology annotation, molecular function: oxidoreductase activity. The record is from RefSeq and is a predicted model, not a curated record. The transcript is spliced from 3 exons. Gene Ontology annotation, cellular component: mitochondrion. The coding region runs from base 1 to 426 and encodes 141 amino acids.
AUGUUUCGCAUGCACAAGACCCUCGAUGUCAUAACCUUGUUCCAUACGCCCUCGAUACAAGCUUCAACACGUAUUGCGACACUCUUGAAGCAGGCAUCAGCUCAAUCUCAAGAGCAGGCAACAGAGGACCAAGCUUCCGAUCACUCUCACCAAAAUUCUCCCAGAGAUCCUUUCGAGCUCGAUAUCACAGAAGCUCCACCUACAAAGGACCAAUUGAAAAGCAUAUUCGAGUAUGUGGGUGGAUCAAAGGCUGCACAACUCGUCAAGGGUGCAAGCAGUCAGUCGGAUGCUCUGAGGAAGCUGCAGGAGAAUCCCGACAACUUUUUAAGGCCGGUGGUUGUCGACUGGAACCGGGGCAAAGCAGUGGUGGGAGACAACGAAUCAGCAAUUCUAAAGCUGGUGAAGGAGCAGCCGAAAGAAUCCUGA